UCCCUGGUGGGUGCGUGGGUGGGGUGGCGGUGCAAAGAUGGCGGUGCAGGCUGUGCACUUGGAGGCGGAUGCCUUCCUGGUCUGCCUCAACCACGCGCUGAGCACCGAGAAGGAGGAGGUCAUGGGGCUGUGCAUCGGGGAGGUGGACACCAGCAGAAUUGUUCAUAUUCAUUCUGUGAUUAUCCUGCGCCGUUCAGAUAAGAGGAAGGAUCGAGUGGAGAUUUCUCCGGAGCAGCUUUCAGCUGCUUCUACUGAAGCAGAGAGAUUGGCUGAGAUUACAGGACGUCCCAUGAGGGUUGUGGGCUGGUAUCAUUCUCAUCCACACAUAACUGUCUGGCCAUCUCACGUGGAUGUUCGCACUCAAGCCAUGUAUCAGAUGAUGGACCAGGGCUUUGUGGGGCUUAUCUUCUCCUGUUUCAUUGAGGACAAGAACACAAAGACAGGCCGGAUACUCUACACCUGUUUCCAGUCAAUUCAGGCUCAGAAGAGCUCAGAGUAUGAGAGGAUUGAAAUUCCUAUUCAUGUUGUUCCCCAUGACACCAUUGGCAAAGUGUGCCUGGAAUCGGCAGUGGAGCUGCCCAAGAUCUUGUGCCAGGAGGAGCAAGAUGCAUACAGGAGAAUUCACAGCCUCACCCAUCUAGACUCUGUAACCAAGAUUCACAAUGGCUCAGUGUUCACCAAGAAUCUCUGCAGCCAGAUGUCUGCUAUCAGUGGUCCCCUCCUGCAGUGGCUGGAGGACAGACUGGAGCAGAACAAACAGCGAGUGCAGGAACUGCAGCGGGAGAAAGAGGAGCUCAUGGAAGAACUAGCUGCCCUGGAGUGAAGAGGAAACCCCAGACACUUUUCUUUUUUUUCUUUUUCUGUAAGUCAGUAGGAUUGGACAGGAGUGACGUGUGGCUGAUGUGUGGUCUGUCUUGCCUUUCUAUGAAGAUGCUACUUGUUCCUCUCAUCUCGCUUCUUGUGACAGCUCCAAGAACACUUCCACAAGAUGACCAAGGGCUCACAUCUGUCUCCAGCUAGAUGGGAAAGCCUUGUGCCGCCUAUGUGAAAAGUACACUCUGAGUGCACAAAGGAGCAAUCCAGCACCACGCUCACUAGGGUAAUUCAGCAGCAUGCUCUUGGGAAGAGACCAUAGCUUUAGGAGGGGGAUACGUAGUGAAUUUAUUUGGUUUCCCUCUCCCCUGUUAUUCAACACAAAUCUUUUUCUCUUUUAUAUAUAUUGCUGGGAGCCUAGAGCCAGAAGAUCAUGAGUGGGAUAAUAGCUGCACUUCUGCAGUGAUCAUGACAUCUCUGUUGUAGCAAAUAAAUCAAGCAACUCGCUAGUCAUGGUCAGAGAAGGGAGGGGGGGGCAUGUUAUGCCCUUGACACUGCCAAUUUUGCCUCUUUUUGGUAGCUCCAGUUGACAGGUAGUGGCUUGAUGUCCAGUAACAUUGCCUACUCUUGCACAUGUGCUAGGGUUGGGGUAGAUGCGGCCAAGAUGAAGGGGGCUUAAGGCUUAUGCCUCCUGUAUUUCAAACCAAAUAAAGAAACCCAAAGUGAGGGCAGUCUGAGAGUGGAAAUGAGUUGGAUGCUGCACCAAAUACCAUGUGAGUGCUGCAGUUUGAGUGUUCGGUUUCCUUCAGCCUCUCUCACUGUAGUUGUACACUGGUCACUGAGCUGCUACACACUGUUGAACUGGACUGGAUGGGUGAUGUUAUUUUACAGAGAGGAGUAUGUGAGGAGGGAGUAGCUGUGACAGACAAUGAAAACUUUUCCUUCCUGUGUCCUGAGCGCCAUUGCAGAGGUUUAUUUGCAGUAGUAAUUUUCAACUUCAGUGUUAAAUUACCCUUCACAUUUUCCUCCUCAGUGGGUUUUCAAGCAGGGUUUACCAUCCGCCACCAGCCGCAUAAAUAUCUACCAUUACUGAGGGGAAGCCUGUAUCAAGGGCUCUUGCGUAUCUCAGAGUGAUUCGGAGACCACCUGCAUAUUUGAAAGCUUUCUGUUAAAACUCUUUGUAUUUCUGCUUUUUAAAUUGAAGCCACUAGCUGCUCAGAAAAAAUGGUAUUCACAUUUCAAAAAACAUAAAACUGCACAUAAUACAGGGGCCCUCCUGCUGCAUAUAGCACUCUAUAGCAUGCCUAUAAUUUAUCUUGCCACUUUGGGUGGCCCAUUAAUUAAAUUGUAGUCAGUUUGAUAAAACAGGUUAAAGGUAUUCUUACAAUUAAAAGCUACUGCU
Gopherus evgoodei (Goodes thornscrub tortoise) is the source of this 2215-nucleotide messenger RNA. RefSeq names its product BRCA1/BRCA2-containing complex subunit 3 (gene BRCC3). Lineage: Eukaryota; Metazoa; Chordata; Testudines; Testudinidae. Gene Ontology annotation, cellular component: BRCA1-A complex; BRISC complex. The transcript is spliced from 8 exons. Gene Ontology annotation, molecular function: metallopeptidase activity; polyubiquitin modification-dependent protein binding; cysteine-type deubiquitinase activity. The record is from RefSeq and is a predicted model, not a curated record. The coding region runs from base 38 to 823 and encodes 261 amino acids. Gene Ontology annotation, biological process: double-strand break repair.